AAACACAUUCCAAAUUUACAUUGCUCUAUCAUUUUCAUCUCUUCCUUUUCAUCGCUAUGAAAUGAAAAGUAGCAACGAACGAACCCUAAAAAGCGUGAGUAUACAUAGCUGGUGCUCUCUCUCGUGACUCGUAAAGAAAAUAAUUGGUAUUAUCCCAAUGUCUAAUUCAGAGGAUGACACCAUGAUUCCGCCUGCUACGAAGAAAGUUAAACUCAACAAUAGUGAUGAACUAAUUCUAGACAUGCUCAGCGAAUUACCAGAUUGUGUUAUUCUUCACAUACUUUCAUUUUUGAACACCAAAGACGCCGUUCAAACUUGCAUUCUGUCCGUAAGAUGGAAGGAUCUCUGGAAACAUCUUCCCGCCCUUAUAUUCCAUAAAUCCAACUUUCGAACUCAUAAGAUAUUCACCAAAUUCGUGUCUACGGUUUUAUCUCUUCGCGAUUCCUCUCUAGCGCUGCACACUCUCGACUUUAAUCAAGGAAAUAGUCGCUUGGAGCCUCGCGUACUUAAAAGGAUUGUGAACUAUGCUAUUUCACACAAUGUCCAACACUUAGGACUUAGUGUAACUAGCAGCAUUGCGCAGAUUCCUCUCACCUUGUUUUCAUCUCACACUUUAACACAUCUUAACCUUUUUAUUUCCACUCAUGACGACAUUGCACAAAUGUCUCUCAAUUUACCAUCAUUAACAUAUCUUAAGCUUUCAGUUUAUUCUGGUCAUGAAAACGUGUUUCCUAAAUCUCUCAUUUUGCCUGCAUUGACUAGCUUGCAACUAGGAAAUUUUGCAUUUUGCGUUGGCGAUAAUGGUUGCGCGGAACCAUUUUCAAUCUUUGAUAGGUUGAAUAGUUUGCUCAUUUGUGGUUGUACCGUGAAAGAUACAACAACGCUUUGCAUAUCAAGUGCAACACUUGUCACUUUUACUAUGUACAGUCAUUCAUAUGACAACUUUUAUAAAAUUGAUCUUUGUACUCCGAGUCUUUCUACAUUUGCUUUUUGUGGUACUCCUUACCAGGAAAUCCGUGGGAGCAAUAUUUCUUCUCUUAAACAUGUAGAUAUUCAUUCAGAUGCACUUUCAAAUGAUCGUUGGCCUCCUUUCUUUCUACUCAGCUGGCUCAUAGAGUUUACGAAUAUAAUAUCAUUGACUAUCACUGCAACUAGUCUUCAGGUUCUCAAUUUAAUUCCUCGUUUGUUCAAGUAUAAUUUCCCUUCCUUGGGUAAAUUGAAGUCUUUGAAUGUGGAAAUUGAUGAAAUUCAAUAUGGAUUUCGCAUGACGCUAUGCGAUGUUAAGUUAUUGAGCGUCAAGUCAAAGAAAAAAGCCGCCAGGAUAAGAAAAGCAUUUUCUUUAGGAUCGGAACCGUCUCCGGCCGUCCCUGAUGGAAUAACGGACUUCUUGCUUCAAAAUUCACCAUCAGCAGAAGUUGUCUUUAUUGAUUGCACAAAAAAACCUCUUAGACCGAGAUAUUUAUAAUUGGGAUCUGCCUGGUUUUUAUAAUCCUUCACAGUCUUAUACAAUACAAGUAUGUCCAUACUUGAAAACUUUUAUUAGAAGAUAUUAAGUGAUCCAUUAUGUUACGAGUAAUAGACAAUGGACUCUUCUUGGGAAAUUAUUCAUGUAGCUCAAGUAGCAAUGAUACAAAACACAAGACGGUUGAGAAAGUUAGGUAAUGAGUGGUUAUUAAUGAUUGGAAAAUUGGGAGAAGCUCUGUUGUUCAGGUGUAACAUUAUUUAGUCUGCAAUACUGAUACUAGUUGAAGUGCCGGUUUUUUUAAAAAUGUAUGUUUGUUAUUUGACGAUCUUCCAUGAGUUUGUGGGCUGUUCAUUGAGAUCAAAGCCUCUGCUACAUUAAUUUUUGAGAUAAAACUUUUGUUAAUUGAUAGUAUGUGUCAUGCAAAGGAUUAUCUAGUUUGUUUGCAGGCUAUUUUGAAUAUAUGUUUUGUGGUGUUAGUUUAAUAAAAUUUUGAAUGCUGUUAUAAGAUUUAAAUUAAAGGUUACUGUUAUUGUGAGUCAAAUAAAAUCUGUAAACAUGGAGAAAUUCUGAAUAAUGGCUCAAUGUAUUGAUGAUUUCACUCAAAAAAAGAAUAGUACACAAUGAGUCAUUUUGUAUAGAAAUACGGAAUAAUAGCUCAAUAUAUUGAUGCAAAGAGUCAUUUUUGUGGAAGUAAAUGGAUUAUAAAUGAAAAUAUUGAGCUAUAUUAAGAAACGGAUAUCUGAUAAAGGUAACAUAAUUAGAUGAAGAAACACUAGAUUCUUAAUCAUUUCAUUAGUCCUUUUCUGUCUUUAUAGAACACCAUGUAAUUUAUCCAACAGUUCAUCUGCACUUGGAAUUAGGAAGUUGUCUUGAUAACAAUUACGGUGAAGCAUCGGUGUUAUAAAGAUGUUUGAUAUGAUGGAUUUGGGCUAGGAUGGGCAAUGUGUGCAAUGUUGGCUUGUCACAAUGUAAUA
This is a messenger RNA of Vicia villosa (hairy vetch), 2439 nucleotides long. RefSeq names its product F-box/FBD/LRR-repeat protein At1g78750-like. The coding region runs from base 158 to 1465 and encodes 435 amino acids. The transcript has 4 exons. Gene Ontology annotation, molecular function: protein binding. The record is from RefSeq and is a predicted model, not a curated record. NCBI's taxonomy places the organism in Eukaryota, Viridiplantae, Streptophyta, Magnoliopsida, Fabales, Fabaceae.